AUUUCAAUCGAUUUUUACUUUAUGAUCACAGCUAGUUGAAGAAUAGAGAAACCAAAUAUGGUUUUUAAGCAAAAUUAUAAAAAAUUGAAAUAAAAAUGCCUGAAGUACAUGUCAAACAAUGCGAGGAUGCCGAUAUAAGGCCGGCAACGACAACACGACACACAACUACAAGAACAAAUGGCAAUUAUCCAAAUGAAUUACUAGCUCAAACCAAGUGGAACAGAUCUACUUCACUUACUAAAGAUGUAAAUGAUUUGCAUUUAAGAAAUCGCCAACUUGAUUAUGAUAUAAUUGAAAAUUUCCCUUUAGAUAAUCAUAAUGAUUGUAAUUCAAAUGUAGUCGUUAACGAGCGAAAUUUCUGUUGCUCAUCUUGCAUCCCAUCAAGAACAAAAUGUUCUUCGUGUUGGCAUUUGAAACGUAAACAUAUUAUUAAAAAGAGUUCUUUUGCUUCAGCUAAAAAUAAAACAAAGAGUUUGAAUGAGCCACUACCACACUUGGCUAGAUACCAAACGAAGAAAUCCAUCUCGUUACCGGCCACACCGAAUUUAAAUCAUUUACGCAAAACGGUGCCGGUCCAGACAUAUCGUAAAUUGACAUUGGAUAAGCAAAGUUUUUCACCCAUUUCAUCGAGUUGUGAUAAUAAUUAUGCCAAUUUAAUGGAGAUUUUAGAGAAAUCAUCAUCGAUGUUUUUGCAAAAUGACGAUCAUAUGAAAUCGAAAGAGAAAUUUUCGCUAAGAAAUUUAGAAAAAUUCUCAGACAAAACAAAUCAUUUAAAUAAUAAUAAUAAUAAUAAUAAUAAUGAUAAUGAUAAUGGCGUUCAAAUACGUGUCGACACUGUCAACAUGAUGGCAACCCAACAACAACAACAACAAGAACAAGAACAAAAACAACAAGAAGAAAAGCAAUCACAACAACAACAAUCCCAGCAGAAACAGCAAAUUAGAGCAACAUUUGUUGGCCGUCCACCUCAAAGUAGAACAAAGACUGAAGAAAAUUCAGCCAUGUCGCCUACCGCGAAACGAACCCGAACGCAUCGUUUAUUCUCUUGUCAGCAGUGCUGUGAAAAUAUAAGUGUGAGCACGUUGAGUGCACAGGAGAUGAAAAAAUUCAGCCAGUGCCGUCAUCAGCAAAAGACAAACGCCGCAAAUGACUUGGAAAGAUUUGAGCGAUGCGAUAGUGAUUCAGUCUCUGAAUUGUCGUCGUAUCGUUUUGUAUCGGACGAGGAUGAAAGUUCAAGCUUAAGCGUUAACGAUCAACAGCAGCAACGUCAUCAUACGACGUCAGGGCUAACGGGAAUUUUAACUCAUACGUACAGUGAAAGUUAUGUCGACAACGACAGCGAUAUUGUUAAUCAUCACAACGAUACGAAAUCAACGAAUACCAGUCUAAGUAAUAGAGAAAAUAACGAUAGAAACAAUAAUAAUAAUAAUAAUAAUAACGAUUGUGAAAUAAACGGUUUUCCUCAUCAUCAUCAUCAUCAUCAUCAUCAACAUCAUCAUCAUAAUCAUCGAGUAUCAUCGGGUAAUACGCCUCCUCCAAUCUGUUGUUAUACAAAUAAUAAUAAAGCGAACAGCGAUUAUAUUGGCUCGGAUUCUAUAUGUGAUAGCAGUAAUGUAUCAAAAGCAAUUAAUAUACCGUUGAAUCGAAAUAAAAAUAAUAAUAAUACGAAUAAUCGUUUAUCUUCGGAUGAGUACACGAGCGAUGAUUGCUUGCUAUCGACCUCGUUACCACAUCAUUACAGCACAAGUUAUGAUGAAAACAAUUUAUCACGUCGAACAUAUUUACGGAAUUCAUUGAGAUCACGUAAAGAUUAUCAACCACCGCCAAUACCACCGAAACCGGUAUCCAAUCAUUCAAGGUCACCAUCCUACGAUCCACAGAAUUUUUAUCGAAAAUUGCAAAAAUUCGAAACACAAAAUACAUUACAAAAUCAAAAUCAAUUAUCGCGUGCGUUUAACGGUAAACAAGAGCGUUCAAUAACACCCGAUAGUUGUGAGUUAAUACAUUGUUUCGGUUCCGGUAAGAAGCCGCCAAUUAUUAAAAAGCUUAAUAAUAAUAAUAGUAUAAAAGAAGUGCAAGUGCAAGGAAUUUCGAAUGAAAAUAGUCGAACGUAUGAUACUACACCGAUUAAACAAUCUUUGAUUAAUGAUGAAAAUAAUCAUUUAAACUUGAAAAUUAAACCUUUAAACGGAGAGACGACAGUAUUCUCAUCAGUUCAGCAUUCGUCGUCAUCUCCAUCGUCGUCUUCGUGUUCAUCGAUUACACCGAUUUGUACAUUGAAUUCGGCGUCGUUGCAUUCUAAUGCCACGAAACGUACGUUACGUUACGAUAGUCAUGGUCGUUUGAAAGCUUCAUCGUUUAUCUCUCAAUUACCGAUUACAAAUAAUCGUAAACUUUCUUCAUUGGAAACGAGAACAUUGAAAAGUAUCUCUUGCGGUAACGGUACUGGCGUUAUUGUAAAAUUAACGCCUACUUUAGGGCGCAAAUAUAAUUUUUUACAUAACUGUGCGAUUAGCCAUGGAUUACCUGAAGAAACUGAAGAGGAUUUACAAAAUUCAGAAACAGAAACUCAUUCGAUCUCAGCUCCGGAAAGUCCAAAUAAAGCUGAUCAUCUUACGUCGUUAAAUAGAACGCAGCAGCAGCAGCAGCAGCAGCAGGAACAACAUCAACAGAUAUUGCAAGAAAAACUAUUGAAAUCAUUAAAUGAAAAUCAAAAACAAACUAAAACUCAAAGUGCAAUAUUUCUAAAACCUAUAAAUAGUCCUAAUAAUAAUAAUAAUAAUUCAUCAUUCAGUUUUUCAACAUCACCUUUAAGCUCUCCCACUUCACCCAAGCGUUCGCUUUUACCGAAGCAUAAAUCUCAAUCAUCUCCACUGGUAGUCCAUUACGGUACUGCUAGUCCGAUUUGGUUAAGUUCAGAGACAAUAGAAUCUCAAACAUCUUCGCAAAAAUGCUUAGAUGAGAUUCAAUCGAAUUGUAGCGAUCAGACGACAAUAUUUCAUUUCGAUAACGAUUGUUCGUCAUCGUCUUCUCCAUCGUUGCCGUACGUGAAUAAUAAUCAUAGCAAUUUCAAUUCUGGAAAUUUGUUAAGAGGACCGUUAUUAGUGAAACGUAUACCGGCGAUUCAAUCAUUUGGUUACGUACCAACGCUUUCAAGCUCUUUGGAAAGUACUAAUGCACCUGACUAUCUUGAAAAAGAGCCAGGAGUGUUCUAA
Molecule: messenger RNA, 3215 nt
Organism: Glossina fuscipes
Lineage: Eukaryota; Metazoa; Arthropoda; Insecta; Diptera; Glossinidae
Product: probable serine/threonine-protein kinase ndrD
Exons: 5
Coding region: 96-3215 (1039 amino acids)
Source: RefSeq, a predicted model, not a curated record